CGGCGCCUCCACCUCCGCUGCCGCCUAAGGAAUCUUUUGUCCGGCGCUACAAGUUCCUUUGGCCUAUGAUCUUGGCUGUCAAUUUGUCUGUUGGAGUUAUACUAGAAGAGCUUGUUGAAUCUUGGGGGAUACGCCUAAUAUUAUUCAUCUCGGUGUGGGCGAAAUAUCCUUAAGGACAGUGUCCUUGACACGCCUCAAGCUAAACCUCUUAUUCUCCAUAAUCAUCCUAUUUUUUCCAACAAUCUUAAGGAUAUUUUCACAUAGUUAUUAUGGAGAAUAACGCUGCUAAUGUUGCUGUUGAUGCUACUGCACCUGCUGCACCAACUGUUUCUGUUGAUGUUCCAUCACCAAUUACAUGUGCCAAACCUUUUCCGGAUGUUUCAAAAAUUGAGGUUUUUGGUGGAGAUAAUUUUAACCGCAAGCAUGCUGUUGUUGACAAAGGAAAAGAAAUUGCAACUAGAAGCAGCCUUGUGGAGGACAACAACUGUCAGAGAAAAUCAAGUAACAGCUUAUCUUGUCUUGAGGACCAAAAGGAAAGAUGUGGGAACUGAUGCAGGAGAAGUGUCUGAUAGUCCUAGUAAUUCAGUUUCAUCAGCAGCUGCUAUUACUGCAGCACCUCCUGUGCUGCCUGCUAUUGUUCAUGAACCAAUUUCAGGAGAACAACAGCGUGAACUAUUUAAGUGGAUAUUGGAAGAAAAGAGAAAACUUAAGCCAAAAGAUCCCGAGGAGAAAAGGCGCACUGAUGAUGAGAAAGCCAUUCUCAAGCAGUUUAUUCGAGCCAAGUCCAUUCCAAGUUUGUAAAGACAGAUCCUUCACGCCUUUGAUACUAGUAGCGUUGGAUUGAUUUAGGUUGGAUUUUCUCUUUUUCUUUUUUACUACAAAGAUUGCGCUGAAGAAUCAAUUUGCUUGGACUAUGAGUGGACAUAGGAUGUGUUUAAAUCUCUGGCUUUUGUAAGAAAUCUGUAAAUAGUGGUGCUUUUCUUCUUUAUAUUUGAAAUACGAAUCGAAUAUAGCACAAGUGUGAGUAAGUUUUAAUCUCA
Messenger RNA from Nicotiana tabacum (common tobacco), 1040 nucleotides. RefSeq lists its product as uncharacterized. Lineage: Eukaryota; Viridiplantae; Streptophyta; Magnoliopsida; Solanales; Solanaceae. The record is from RefSeq and is a predicted model, not a curated record.